This is a messenger RNA of Candidozyma haemuli, 1731 nucleotides long. RefSeq lists its product as uncharacterized. The transcript has 2 exons. Lineage: Eukaryota; Fungi; Ascomycota; Pichiomycetes; Serinales; Metschnikowiaceae. Bases 1 to 1731 code for a protein of 576 amino acids. The record is from RefSeq and is a predicted model, not a curated record.
AUGGUGCCUUCGGUCUCAGUAUUGAAUCCACCCGAAAAUAGACCUCCAGAUGCUGUGGCUUUACGGCUUAACCUGGAGGUUCUUGCAUCGCUUCGAAAGCUUCAACAGCAGGGCGUGGUGCCUAAGUUGGUGGUGAAAAAUGGCCACUUUCUGAUCAAGGUGAACGAUUCGCUUGUGUACCCUUGUUCCUCGAGUAACGAGCUGCUUCGGUUCGAUAUCUACCAUCCGCUGGACUCUCGCAACUACGAUUUUGCUGGAACCGUCACUGAACGUCUCAAUGUGCUCACGGAUCCUCGCCAGAUCAAGGACCAUAUGAAAGCACCUGUGGUCCAGCCACUGAAGCUGCCGCCGCUGCUGCUGCUUCCUGAAAAGCCGUCUUUUGACCAUGCCAAAAAGUCCUCUCUCCAUGAACAUAACCUCUACACUGUGGCUUCAGACUCUAAGGCAGAGGCCACAGCCAAAUUCCUAGCAUUGGUCGCCUUGGGACCCAUCACCAAGAAAGACGUUGAACAUCGUGUCAACAGCUCGCAUAAGGUCUCUCAUGCUGAUAUGACUCUGCUUUUCCAGACUCACACGCAGAUCUACAGGCCAAACUCGACUUUCACUGAGUCCGAUACCUACCCCAGUGUGGCAUUGGGCCUCACCGAUAUCGACCCCCAGCAUAGUGACGACUACGUCAUCCUUAAGGACAAGGCAUACAAGGAGUUGCGCCCAUGGCAGUGCCCAUUUACGAAGUACGAGCGGGCACUCGUCAUUGAGAACACUCAUCACGCUUUGAGCAGACUAGGGUAUCUGGAUACCCAUCCGCUCCGGCGCCGCAUCACGGAGAAGUCUCUGGACGACGAGACGAAGAAACAUGCCGCUUUGGGCGGUGGUCUUCUCACAUCUAAGGACUCCAAGACCCCUGGCUCUCCGUUUAACAUUUCCCCUAACAAGAGGUCUGCUUCGCCUCGUGUGGAACAAGAAAGUAAGAGGAAGAAGCAAAAGAAUGACGAAUCGCCAUUGAAGAACAUUCUGGAUACGAAAGACCAGAAGAAGUUUGUUGUGUCGCUGUCGCUGUCAUCGUCUUCUGAAGAUGAAAGACAAUCCAAGAAGCCUAAAAAGGAAGGUAAGCGGAGCAACAGCAGUGGGAGUAACCAUAGCGUUUUCAGUAACGCCACGUCUUACACUCUGCCAUCGCUGAUCAACGAAGAGCAUAACGAUGACAAUGAGCACAGCGAAGACGACAUGAAGCUUCUGAGCUUGCCCAGAGCUUCGCCAGCAUUACCGUCGAAACCAGCGCCUACAAGCAGUGACAAGAGGCAACAAUACUAUAAGCAGUUGGCGGACAAUUUCUACACAAAGUACCUGGAGUACAAACAAUUGCAUGAUAACUUGCUCAAGGACCACAAGCUGGGCACGGCACAAGAGAAGAAGCGCCGGGUGUUGAAGCUAUUUGAAAUGCACAAUCUUCUUGCCGGCUGGAAGCGCAAACUCUGGGACUACCACAAUGAGAGUAACAUGGCUCAAGGCAUUAUGCAUUUGUCUCGACACAAGAAGACCAAUAGUGGCAGUCAUGGCACCAUUCUGGCUCCUUCAACCAGCCAAUUGCUGAGCCAGGACCGUUUCCAGCGUUCUGGCACCGCCAGUCCCUCUGUUAACUAUGCCGACAGAUUUGCACCCGGCAAGCAAGCUGGCAAACGGACCCUUGAGCAACGCUCUCCACGUCCCAAAGUCGCCUUGGACUACUAA